CACUCCCACCACGGCACCACCAUCGCCCUCCCCCUCCUCCUGUUCCUACCUCGCACGGCGCGCCCGCCCUUGCGCUCCUCUCGCGACCUAUAAAUCCGCCGUACGCUUACGCUCUACACCGUCUCCAAGCCAACUACUGCUGCCAACCGCCUCGCCUCGAGCAGUCUGCCAGUCUCGUCCUAGUUAGCUAGAUCCCCGCGACCGCCGUAGCACUUGCUUCUCCGUCUGAGCGCGUCUAUAUAAGCAGCCUUGGUGAUUCAAGAUUCACCAUUCCGCUCAGUGCGAUCUUGUUUCUAGUUGCGCAAUAAUGGAGUUCACCGCUAGGACCGCCAUUGCUCUGCUUCUCGCGCUCGCCGUCGCCUCGAGCUUCCUAUGCGACGGGGUCCACAGCCGCCACCACCACACCAAGCACACCAGGCACAACUCCGCGCACCCGCCGUCCCACGCUCCGGGCCCGGCGAGCCCGAGGCGGGCGCCUCCGCGCGCGCGGCCAUCUCCCCCGGCCCCGCCGCCGUCGGCGUACCCAACGCCGGGCGCGGUCACCGUGUACGACGUCGUCAAGGACUUCGGCGCCGUCGGGGACGGCGUCACGGACGACACCGACGCCAUCAAGACCGCGUGGGACACGGCGUGCCAGGACGACGGGCCUAGCGUCGUGCUCGCCGCCGCCGGGCACUCGUUCCUGGUGCACACCACCGUCUUCACCGGACCGUGCCAGGGCAGCGUCACGAUCCAGGUCGACGGGACGAUCGUCGCACCGAGCGAUCCCGAUACGUGGCCGGCGAACAGCAAACGCAACUGGCUCGUGUUCUACCAGGCCCACGGCGUGUCGCUGCGCGGCGCCGGGCUCAUCGACGGCAAAGGCCAGAAGUGGUGGGAUCUCCCCUGCAAGCCUCACAAGGGAACACAUGGAGCAAACACCCAGGGAUCUUGUGACAGCCCAGUGGCGUUGAGGUUUUUCAUGAGCAACAACGUGAAGGUGCAAGAUCUGAAGGUGCAGAACAGCCCCGAGUUCCACUUCCGGUUCGACAGCUGCCGCGGCGUGCUCGUGAGCGGCCUGUCCAUCAACUCCCCGGAGCUGAGCCCCAACACCGACGGCAUCCACGUCGAGAACACCCAGGACGUCCUCAUCACCAACUCCGUCGUCUCCAACGGCGACGACUGCGUCUCCAUCGGCGCCGGCACCCUGAACGUCCACAUCGAGAACGUCACCUGCGGGCCGGGCCACGGCAUCAGCAUCGGGAGCCUGGGAAAGCCGGGGUCGUCGCGGGCGUGCGUGGCCAACGUGACGGUGCGGAACGCGGUGAUCCGGCACUCGGACAACGGCGUGCGGAUCAAGACGUGGCAGGGCGGGUCCGGGUCCGUGUCGUCGGUGUCGUUCGAGAACGUGCGCAUGGACGCCGUGCGCAACCCCAUCAUCAUCGACCAGUACUACUGCCUCUCCCACAGCUGCCAGAACUCCACCACGUCCGUGUUCGUCUCCGGCGUGUCGUACGCCGGCAUCCGGGGCACCUACGACGUGCGCAGCCCGCCCAUCCACUUCGGGUGCAGCGACGCCGUGCCGUGCACCAACAUCACGCUCUCCGAUGUCGAGCUGCUGCCGGCCUCCGGCGACACGGUCCACGACCCCUUCUGCUGGAACGUGUACGGCAACACUGCCACGCCCACCGUGCCGCCCGUGGCGUGCCUGAUGGAAGGAGUGCCCAGGACCGGCGAGGAUAGCAGCAGCUUGAAAUGCUAGUCAUGAUAAUGAGGAUGACAUCCUGCUGUCGUUGCUUGUUUAGAGGAUGAAACAGAACUAAAAAACAGAAGAGUAAAUUAGUGCAGAUAAAAGGAGCUUAAAGCAUGAUUACUUAUGUAUAUAUAGAAAGAAGAAAAUGUAAUAGUAAGAGGUGAUUUAUGUAAGAAUUACUGGAAUAUAUAUAUAUACUAUAUAU
Phragmites australis (common reed) is the source of this 1937-nucleotide messenger RNA. RefSeq names its product polygalacturonase At1g48100-like. Gene Ontology annotation, biological process: carbohydrate metabolic process. The transcript is spliced from 4 exons. Gene Ontology annotation, molecular function: polygalacturonase activity. The record is from RefSeq and is a predicted model, not a curated record. Bases 308 to 1741 code for a protein of 477 amino acids. Lineage: Eukaryota; Viridiplantae; Streptophyta; Magnoliopsida; Poales; Poaceae.